GGUUAUGGUAGUUAUGACACCAUGCUCUACGAUUCAUACCGAAGAACGCCGGGCACUAGAGGACGGUAGUGCGGCAACGCAUUCUCAUAGAAGGCGCUGGAGCACUCCGGCAGAUCCCGGCGGCGAAUCUCUACACGAAUGCCUCACCACGGAUCACGAGUACAAGGAACAGCCAAGUAGUCAUGUACUGUCUGAAGUUAGUUUUGAGGAAAUUUGCUCGUGCUCGUCGUUGUCGGAAAUGGAUACAGUUUCUAUCUAGGGGGAGAGAUGACUCCGUGGGGAGCGCCGCUACUGACUGCGCCGAUACCGAGUGCGCCUCGUAUGGUGACGCGUGGAGAAGGGAGGAGAGGAAGAAGCGUGAGGAGGAAGAAAGAACUCCCGCCGUUUCUGACGACACUGGAUUGUAACGGACGGCCGAGAUUCUAUCACAGGAGGGUGAGAAGCGAAGGAAGGCUAGAGAUCGCAAGAGUGGCAGUUAAUUUGCCGGAGAUAGUGAGUGUUCGUGGAAUAGAAGGUCUCAGAAUCGGAACCGUUAGAGUCGUUGGUCAACAACACGAACACGAACACGGCGAAGGAGAUGGAAAUGACGUUCCAUAGGCCCAUUU
Messenger RNA from Raphanus sativus (radish), 605 nucleotides. RefSeq lists its product as uncharacterized. The record is from RefSeq and is a predicted model, not a curated record. The transcript has a single exon. Bases 268 to 597 code for a protein of 109 amino acids. Lineage: Eukaryota; Viridiplantae; Streptophyta; Magnoliopsida; Brassicales; Brassicaceae.